UUUAGACAAGCAGAUUUCGGAAGUCGUUCACGGACUACUAAAUACGUUUUUUUUAUCGGUUAUUCUUCUAACGUUAUCCGCGACGUGACACCUCGCGAUGCCGCGCCGCGAAAAUACGUUUCGCGUUGACUAUUCGCAGUUUCCGAAGUUACUCUCCCAUGAAGAGAUCCAUAAGUUCAUUGGGAAGGAGCUUGGUCUUACGAGAGAAAAUGUUCUCCAACUCCAGCCCAGCAGACGACUUGGAUGUACCUUCGUUAAGGUCAACGACUUCCAACUUGCCGAGAAGAUAGUGCAACAGCACGACAACAAACACGAUUUCGUAUUUGAUGGAAAGACCUACAAGAUACGAAUUACGAUGGAGGACGGUUCGGUAGAAGUCAAGUUGCUUGAGCUACCCGAGAGCGUCACAAACGACCAGAUUACCGAUUUUCUCGCAGAAUACGGCGAAGUCAUUAGCAUUCGUGACCUACUGUGGGACGACAGAUUCAGCGAAUUUGGUGGUGUAAAAACCGGAGUUCGUGUUGCUCGAAUGAUAGUCACCAAGAAUAUUCCCUCUCUCGUUACAAUCCAGGGCGAAGAAACUGCGUUGAGGUACAAAGGACAACGACAAACUUGCCUACACUGCCAUGAGUUUGUACAUAUAGGCAUUCCAUGUGUACAAAACAAGAAACUGCUGGUACAGAAGCUCGCAGCAGAUCAAUCGUACGCUAGCGUAACGAAAAGUAAACCGUCCGAACCCUUACAGAACAAACAAACGAAUCCAAGUAAACCGACAAAAGGUCCGCGUACAAUCGGACUUAACGAUAUUGCGGGUCAACACCCAAGUCUCCUUGGAGUAAGUGAGAUGCAAACUCCAGUACCCAACAAGAAACACACGAUGCCACCCCCCGCAACACCUGCGACAAUGAAACCCUCCACAUCACAAGCUGUAAUCCAGCUCUCGCCGAUUUCUGUUCCGAACGCGAUCACAUCGCAUCGCAGGCCUGAUGGCAAUGAAACCGAUUGCUCACAAACCUCCCAGACCUCGAAUAACAGCCGACGCUCACGAAGACAACCGCCGGGCAAGAAAAUGCGCCAUUCCGGAGAAGACACCAUCACCGCCGAACAUGAACAUGUGAGAAUUUCUGACGACGAAUGCAUUUAGAAAUGGAUAACGUAAGCUGUAAUAUUGGAACGAUAAAUAUCAACACCAUCACCAACCAAAAUAAGAUUAACGCCCUUCGCACAUUCGUUCGCUCAAUGGAGCUAGAUAUAGUAUUUCUGCAGGAGGUUGAA
Molecule: messenger RNA, 1275 nt
Organism: Toxorhynchites rutilus septentrionalis
Lineage: Eukaryota; Metazoa; Arthropoda; Insecta; Diptera; Culicidae
Exons: 1
Coding region: 98-1144 (348 amino acids)
Source: RefSeq, a predicted model, not a curated record